This is a messenger RNA of Xyrichtys novacula (pearly razorfish), 3191 nucleotides long. NCBI's taxonomy places the organism in Eukaryota, Metazoa, Chordata, Actinopteri, Labriformes, Labridae. The record is from the annotation of a GenBank genome assembly.
CUUUUCCACGCCCAGCAACGUUACGUUAAAUGUGACCCGUUCAGUCGGCGCUAACGUUGUAGCUUAGCACCGUCAAUAAAUAAGCGGUGUGUCUUUUCUGAGUGUGUAACCGUCAUUCACGCUAAAUUAACAUCCAUUCGGGCUACCCCCCAGCUAAAAUGACCGUCCGCUCGGUUGAAGCGGCCUACUCUUCAUCGCCUUAUUCUAACUUCAGUUCAAAACAACAAUGGCACCGCCGGGUAAAAACCAGGACAGCUCACUCUUACGCUAGCCGACGUUAGCACACAGAGUCAUCGUUUUCUAAAUAUUUACCCUUUACUUCGCCUUUUUCGCUGAAAAACUUCGCAUCGAGGUGCAGCCUGCGAUACGUAAAAUCACUUCUUUUCAGGCGUGAAAAUCUGACGCCAUGGCCGUUCAAUCAUCUUCGGCGAUGACAACAAAAUUACCCCCCGCCUCCUUGGGUGUAUGCGCAUGCGCUGAUCUACAAGCGUAAUAAGACUGUGAUAUCAUGGCGUUAGCCUAAUCCAGUACUUGUGAGAUCGCAUUAGAAUUCGCAGCAAGGAGGAGACGGCUCUUCUGAUUGGCUCGUCUUGAAGGUUGCGUUUAAGGACGUCGUGAUUUUUUUUGUGAUAAUCAGAAAAUAAGCUUAAAAUCGAUAAGUAAUUACAAAUAACGACUCAGAGUGACAUUGUUUUCAAACGGUGUAGAAAAUUUCAAAUAAACAACUUAAAAAGCAUGAUUUUGUUGACUGUCUUGACUUGUUAAUUGGACUUGAAUCGUAAACAAUUUUUCUGGGAGGCUUUUAUUUUGACAGCAAGACGCAGUACCCGGAAAAUACUCAUUGAUAACAGCAACACUGCACUCGGCCACAGUCAAAGGUCCAGGUUGUAGUUUCUGUAAGUGUUUUGAUCUGUCUUCAUACAAUCUUAAUUUCGCACUGUCUGCAGGGCGAUAUAACUCUUGUAGACACAUUUGCAUAGUCGUACAGCAUUGGGUAAAGCACCUGAACGUGUCAUAUGCUACUUUUCUAUGUACAUGUCAAUCCUUACUUCAAUCUUUUUACUUGCACUUUGUUUAAUAACAUUUCUUUAUUGCUUUGAGAGUCUAUAGAAAAUAAUUUCCCGCUUCAUUCACCUUUGCUGCGCUUGUAUUCUCUUGCACAACUGCUGUCAGAUCCGAGAUGACCUCUACCCUAGUUACCCUGUAGCUUCAUCAAACAUUACCCGUGACUUUUUCUGUUCACAGGUGAUGUUGAGGAGUGUGUUCAGGUGCCUUAGGAUCAAUCCUGUCGCAGGACAAAGGAGCAUGUCUCAGAGCAGCCUUGCUGGAAAGGUAGCCAUAGUCACAGCCUCAACAGAUGGGUAAGAAUGACGUGAUUCCACUACAUAACAUAAAAACACACGACAUGAACCAAGACUUUUGUUUAAGAAAAAAGUUACACGAGAUUUCAGCGAGAUCAAUGUGAGAUUUGCUCAGCUUGUGACAUCACUAGACAGUGAAUCUCCUUAAAAGGGCAAAUCUGUCAUUUUUGGGUUUUGACAGACAGCAGUUUGAAAUAUAUGAAAAGUUUGUUGAAGUGUAAAUCAUGUAAAGCUGCUAAAACAAUAGAGAUCCAAACAAAUCAGCACAUUACCCCCUCUCUAAAUUAAUUUUACGUCAGAACAUCUCUUUAAAGAAUAUUCUACAGUAUGGCACAUUAACGGUGUCAUAUCAAUAUAGUUCUCUUUCUUCAUUUUCCUCAGAAUCGGUCUGGCUACGGCUCAGGCUCUGGGGAAGAAAGGUGCACAGGUGGUGGUGAGCAGCCGGCGGCAGGCCAAUGUGGACAAAGCCGUGGCCCUGCUGCAGAGUCAGAGCAUCCAAGUGAUUGGGACUAUCUGUAAUAUCGACAAAAAAGAAGACAGAGAAAAACUGGUUCAAACGGUGAGCGGUUACUGCAUUACUACUUCAUAGUUGCAUGCACGGAUAUGAGGUUGUUCAGUGGGCUUGAAACCUGUUAACAGCAUAAGUCUGUGUUUGGGACAGACUCUGGAUCAGUAUGGCGGCAUUGAUAUACUCGUAUCUAACGCAGCAGUAAACCCUUUCUUUGGAAACCUACUGGACACCACAGAGGAAGUCUGGGACAAGGUACACAGAAAAAAACUGAUGCAACAUCCUGGAAAUGUAAAGUGCCUGGAAAUAUAAAUCGUUUGGUACUUUUCACUUUCCCCGUUAGAUCAUGUCUGUAAAUGUCAAAGCAGCGUACCUCAUGACGAAGCUGGUGGUGCCUCAUAUGACACAGAGAGGGUGAGCUACAAAAUAAAACAUGGACAAAAUCAUUAUCUGUAUUAAAUUUGAGUAAUCGGAUGAUUGAUGAAGCUAACUCUCAGAUGUGUCUGUAUUUCAUCCUGUAGAGGGGGCAGUGUGGUGAUUGUGUCUUCUAUAGCAGGAUAUCAGCCUAUUCAGGUCAGUCUCAACAUAUUUAUGUACAAAUGAAGAAGAGAAAGGUUAAAUUAACCAUCUGUGUCUGUAUAUCUCUGUCUCUACAGGGCCUGGGUGCCUACAGUGUAAGUAAGACAGCAUUACUGGGUCUGACCCGGGCACUUGCUCCUGAGCUGGCACAUGAUAACAUCAGAGUCAACUGUGUGGCCCCUGGAGUUAUUAAGACCCGCUUCAGCUCUUCGGUGAGAAGAAAAACAGUCCUCUGCUCCAAUCCUGUUUUGUAUGACUCACACAGAAUAAAUCUCACCUGUGGAUGUCAUUUUACAGCUGUGGCAAAAUGAGGACAUGAUGGACGGGUUCAAACAGCUAUUGAGUAUUAAAAGGUAAAGCUAGAACUUGCAUAGAAAUGACUGACUGUUAUUAACCUCUGAGAGUGAUCCGGAUCGUUUCUUCUUCCAGAAUUGGUGAACCAGAGGAAAUCGGUGGAGUCGUUGCCUUCUUGUGCUCUGACGAAGCCUCCUACAUCACCGGAGAAACUAUCACAGCGACUGGAGGGAUCAACUGUCGACUCUGAGCCGCACGAAAAUAAAGACGCACUUAAUCCUCUCUGCUCCCGUCUACUGACUCUGAAGCUUUUUUUAAUCAAAAUAUGAAAACUUGUACAGUGCAGCUUUUUGCAAUAAUCCUCUAUAGACUGUGCAAACCUAACAUCCUGCACUUGUGACAAAAUUAUGUUCAUGAAUUUGUAAUAAAUAAGGACUGUUCUUCCAUAU